AAUGGCUUCUGCGGAAGAGGGCAUUGAAGGGAAAUGCAGAAAUGCUGGAUGUGUGUGGAAACAUGGAGCCUGUGGGGCUAGAUUUGUCCUGGUAGCUUCUCUGUUCUUGCCUUUCUCUUCUUCCCCAGUGUCUAAUUGGUUCUAUUCAGUGUGCAUGCAUGCUGCAGGGCAGGCAGUGUGGCCUGGACUGGAGGUCAGUGUGCAUGCAUGCUGCAGGGAAGGCAGUGUGGUCUGGACUGGAGGUCAGUGUGCAUGCAUGCUGUGGGGCAGGCAGUGUGGCCUGGACUGGAGGUCAGUGUGCAUGCGUGCUGCAGGGCAGGCAGUGUGGUCUGGGCAGGAGGUCAGUGUGCAUGCAUGCUGCAGGGCAGGCAGUGUGGCCUGGACUGGAGGUCAGUGUGCAUGCAUGCUGCAAGGCAGGCAGUGUGGCCUGGACUGGAGGUCAGUGUGCAUGCAUGCUGCAGGGCAGGCAGUGUGGCCUGGACUGGAGGUCAGUGUGCAUGCAUGCUGCAGGGCAGGCAGUGUGGUCUGGGCAGGAGGUCAGUGUGCAUGCAUGCUGCAAGGCAGGCAGUGUGGUCUGGGCAGGAGGUCAGUGUGCAUGCGUGCUGCAAGGCAGGCAGUGUGGUCUGGACUGGAGGUCAGUGUGCAUGCAUGCUGCAGGGCAGGCUGUGUGGCCUGGGCAGGAGGUCAGUGUGCAUGCAUGCUGCAGGGCAGGCUGUGUGGCCUGGAAUGGAGGUCAGUGUGCAUGCGUGCUCCUAGGCAGGCAGUGUGGCCUGGACUGGAGGUCAAUGUGCAUGCAUGCUGCAAAGCAGGCAGUGUGGCCUGGACUGGAGGUCAGUGUGCAUGCAUGCUGCAGGGCAGGCAGUGUGGUCUGGGCAGGAGGUCAGUGUGCAUGCAUGCUGCAGGGCAGGCAGUGUGGCCUGGACUGGAGGUCAGUGUGCAUGCAUGCUGCAGGGCAGGCAGUGUGGUCUGGGCAGGAGGUCAGUGUGCAUGCAUGCUGCAGGGCAGGCAGUGUGGUCUGGACUGGAGGUCAGUGUACAUGCAUGCUGCAGGGAGGCAGUGUGGUCUGGACUGGAGGUCAGUGUGCAUGCGUGCUGCAGGGCUGGCAGUGUGGUCUGGGCAGGAGGUCAGUGUGCAUGCAUGCUGCAGGGCAGGCUGUGUGGCCUGGACUGGAGGUCAGUGUGCAUGCGUGCUACAGGGUAGGCAGUGUGGUCUGGGCAGGAGGUCAGUGUGCAUGCAUGCUGCAAGGCAGGCAGUGUGGUCUGGACUGGAGGUCAGUGUGCAUGCGUGCUGCAGGGCAGGCAGUGUGGCCUGGACUGGAGGUCAGUGUGCAUGCAUGCUGCAGGGCAGGCAGUGUGGUCUGGGCAGGAGGUCAGUGUGCAUGCAUGCUGCAAGGCAGGCAGUGUGGCCUGGACUGGAGGUCAGUGUGCAUGCAUGCUGCAGGGCAGGCAGUGUGGUCUGGGCAGGAGGUCAGUGUGCAUGCAUGCUGCAGGGCAGACUGUGUCCUGGACAGGAGGUCAGGUUGUCAGCAGUAUCCAGAUGAGGUUCCAUAAUGGUGCCACAAAGUUGGAGAUGCUCUCCCUUCUUUGUAGAAUUGGGAUAGCUUUGAUUUUAUGGGUUUUGAGCUAAAAUAAUGAAGAUUUAAUUUAUUUUUUUUUAAUAUUUUUCAACAGGAUUCACUGCAGAUUUUGUUUUGUUUUUGUUGUUGUUGUUGUUGUUAUAUGUGCUUAUUUUUACAUUGUGUCAAGCUUUUGAACAGCACUCACCACUGUCCCUCAUCUGAGGAUGUAAGAGGUGGGGAAGAAGAGGGUGAGGAUUAUUAAACACAUAAACCCUACUGUAAGUCACAGAAACAUCUUGACCAGUGUAUCGCACAUUAAAUGUAAAAGGAGACUGUAGCUAGAGUUUUCCUGCUUGGCACACAGUCAGGAUAAAUCUCUCUCACCUGCCAGUCCCACAGCCGCUCAGACCCGACCAAGUAAACACAGAGACUUAUAUUGCUUACAAACUGUAUGGCCAUGGCAGGCUUCUUGCCAACUGUUCCUCUAUAGCUUAAAUUAAUCCAUUUCCAUUAAUCUAUACCUUGCCACGUGGCUCGUGGCUUACCAGCAUCUUCAUAUGCUGCUUGUCCUGAUGGCGGCUGGCAGUGACUCCUUCUGCCUUCCUGUUCUUUCUUUAUUCUCCUCCUUGUCCCGCCUAUACUUCCUCCUGCCUGACUACUGGCCAAUCAGUGUUUUAUUUACCAACCAAUCAGAGCAACACAUUUGCCAUACAGAACAUCCCACAGCAGGAGACUGUGUAAGAGGUGAUGUUAAGAGCUCAGAAGAGGGUGAGAUCAGGGUCCACUUAGGAUAGAUACUUAGGUUUUAGAGGAAGAACCUAACUUUUUGUUAAGUUUGAGAUAUGUAAGGUUUAAGUCCAAGUUUGCUACCGAGAAAAAGAGAGUGCCUAGAAACAAGGUCCAUACAGGUUCUCUGUACCGCCUCCUUUCACUCUCAUAGAAGAGGGGAGGAAAUGGGAAAAGCUGCUACAAGAAAACACUAGAGACUGAGUGGCAUGGUAUGAGCAGCAAAAGUUCUUUUUUUUUCAGAGUCCUAGAGAUGGGGAUUAAGGAGCUAACAGUUCAGGCCCUUCGUGGGGCUGUCUUCUGUCACAGAGUGGAUAGAGAGACAGGGCAGGCUCCACUGGACGACUUUAUCUGAUGCUGAUGCUCUCUGUAGCCCCUUCCAUAGAUGCCUCACAGGAGGGGCUAGGCUUCCAAAUGUGGGUUUGGGGACAGAUGAAACUCAGUCUCUAGUGCUGUAAGGAUGUUUUGGUGUCUUUCAGAUGGCUUAGGAGUUUAGCCUUCACUAGUAAUAUUUGGAGAGGACAGUCACAGCAAAUUUGAAGGCAGUAUAGUUUAUAUAGUGAAUUCUAGGGCCUUUAGUGCUACACACAAAGCGAUCCUGUCUCAAAAAACCAAAACAAACUCUUCUAAACUAAACAACAAUCUCCUCCUCAAGAGAUGCUCCUCUCCACAUGUCAGAUGAUACCUUUCAACACCACAGCCUCAGGACAGCCUCUCCCAGAUUAUCCUUAUAUGGUUUUGAUAAAGGCUCUCCCUGUUCCCCAGCUCCCCUCUUCAAGGUGCCCUUUCAUGGUCUCUCAUUGGCAAUUCACUUUUAUCAUGAGCUUUUCCUU
Peromyscus californicus insignis is the source of this 3177-nucleotide messenger RNA. RefSeq lists its product as uncharacterized. The coding region runs from base 159 to 1550 and encodes 463 amino acids. NCBI's taxonomy places the organism in Eukaryota, Metazoa, Chordata, Mammalia, Rodentia, Cricetidae. The transcript has 2 exons. The record is from RefSeq and is a predicted model, not a curated record.